Schistosoma intercalatum is the source of this 3448-nucleotide messenger RNA. The record is from the annotation of a GenBank genome assembly. Lineage: Eukaryota; Metazoa; Platyhelminthes; Trematoda; Strigeidida; Schistosomatidae.
ACACUUGAAUCCGGAGAUUAGUGAUGUCAAACUUCAGUCUGCGAAUCAAAGCUCCUCGAGGGGAGAAGACAGUUUCCGUCCCUAGUUCAUGUUCAGUUAAAGAACUUCGAGAUGAAGCAUCAAAAGCGUUCGAGACUCCAUCAGAAAGACUCAUUCUGAUUUUUGGAGGCAAGAUUCUUAAAGAUGAAGAUACUAUUGAACAGCUAAAAAUCAAGGAUGGGUUUAUUAUCCAUUUGGUGAUUUCGAAACAACAACAGCCCUCCCAGGUUAACCCAACAGGAACCUCUUCAGUUGUAACGGAUGUGGGCAAUAGACCAACAGAAAGUAGGAGUCCAAGUAAUCCAUCACAAACUGGUGCUACUGGUGUGAACACUUUCGCCGGUAUGCAACAAGCUAUGCAGGCUCAAGUGAUGCAGAAUCCCGAACUUCUUCGCAACAUGCUAGACAGUCCUCUUGUUCAAUCUUUGAUGAGCAAUCCAGAGGUCAUCAGAAGUUUAUUUCAAGCGAAUCCUCAAAUGCGUGAUUUGAUUGAACGCAAUCCUGAAUUAGGACAUAUGCUUAACAAUCCAGAUCUUCUUCGACAGUCCAUGGAGAUAGCCCGCAAUCCGGCUAUGAUGCAGGAGAUGGUUCGUAACUAUGACCGAGCGAUUUCCAAUCUGGAAUCGGUACCCGGAGGAAUGAAUCAUUUGCAACGGAUAUUUCGGGAUAUCCAAGAACCAAUAAUGGAUGCAGCCUCAAGCAUUGGCUCCAGCUUAAGCGGUAAUCAGUCAAAUGGCAAUUCGGAGCAAAAUCCCUUCGCAAAUUUAGCAGGUGGUGUGCGACAAGGUGCUCCUGCCACUGAACCUAUGCCGAAUCCUUGGGCUCCAGCUACAAACAACUCAUCUAUAAAUAACAAUACUACAACAGCACCUAGUUCGGCAAAUUCAAAUCGUAACAGUGAUUUUGUGCAAACUAUGCUAAACCAACUAUCUUCUAGUCCUGAGUUGGUAUCGAAUGCUUUUCAGGUCCCAUACGUGCAAGCCAUGCUUGAAGCAAUGAGUGCAAACCCUUCAGUUAUGGAAAAUCUAAUCAUGAAUAAUCCAAUGAUUUCUAGCGUUAAUCCAAAUGUACGUGAUCAAAUGCGACAAAUGCUCCCACAAUUAGCUAACCAGAUCAAUCAACCAUCAUUUAUGAACAUGUUAUCAAAUCCUCGUGCUCUCCAAGCUAUGAUGCAGAUCCAACAAGGACUUCAGACACUGCAACAAGAAGCCCCAGGUGUGUUAACUAGUUUAGGUAUGUCUGCACCUCCAACUGGUCCAGGUUCAGUUACAUCUGGUACAACCCCAACUGCAGAGACCCCGGCAACAGUUCCAGCUCCUGGAGACAACUCUGACUCCACAACAGCUGAUCGUACUAAUGAUACUACAGCCAAUCCACCUAAUCAAGCUGAAUUGACCACACUAUUAUCCAGUAUGCUGAAUAUGAUGUCUACCACUAAUAAUGGAUUGGGUGCCACAAACAAUGCUCCACCUGAACAACGAUAUCAAGCUGAACUUGAAGUUCUCGCUAAUAUGGGCUUUGUUAACCGAGAAGCUAAUUUGCAAGGUAAUUGUAAACUGUUCAUUAACGAUGUGUAGGUUUAUAAAAAAAAGUUGUAAAUCAAUUUAUUUUAUAAGGCAUAAAAGUUCUGUCUUACUACCCUCUUGGUUAGACAUUUAUAACCGUUUAAUAUAUUGCGAUAUGUAAAUACUAGAUCUUCCUUAUCAUGGUUUAUAAUAUACGUACGUAGUUUCCUUUUUUUAGUCUAAAAAUUACCCUUGUUACAUUUGAGACGCUAUCUUAGUAUUCUGCUCAAAGUCAGUUAAGUAGGCGUUGGUGAGACGGUUAAAUCAUCAAGCUGCAGGUUGAUUAAACUCAUAAAAAUUUGAGUAUCACUAUCCAAUUAUUCUUAUAAAUCUGCCAUUUUUUUAUCAUGACUCUUUGUUACCCUUUGUCGGUCGAUCAAGUUGAUUUAUAUGCAUAUGCAUUUUUGUGUGCUUCACUUUUUUCCUACUAAUUUAUUAUAGAAUACUUCGGUCUAGGUAAAAGUAUUUUUUUACUGGUUGGUUGAAAGCUAUACCAUUAAUACAGUAAUCUUGAUCUGUACCGUUUCAAAAUAUUUGUUGGAAAACCUUGAUUCCAAAUCAGUGGUGCACAUGGGCUCCAGGAUCCUAAGGAAACAAAUGGCGUAUGAACCUAACGUUGAUCACUAGCUACCAUGGAACGGCAUCUCCUGACGUUGCUCCACCGCCUUGUGAGGUAGACCUUUAGGUCAAAGGCUCGGGGUGUGAUCCCCUAAGAAGACCACGUGCUUCGGUUUGGGUACCCGGGCAGUAUCCUAGCUCUCACAUAAAUCGAAUGAUUUAUGUGGUGCAUACAUAUUUGGUGCCUCCUUUUACUAAUGUUCAUGUGUUCAAAUAAGAUAAAAAAAACUUUGUUCGACAUGCAUAAUAUUAUUAUUUCACAGUUAGUAUAAUUUCCAGUUGGGUAGUUGUUUAUCUCAUUUACCAUAGUUUACAAUUAACGCCCUGAAAACAUUUAACCGUAAGCAUAUUUUUAACUAACCAAUCUAUAUAUUAUUUUUUCUACAGCAUUGAUCGCUACAUUUGGGGAUGUGAACGCAGCUAUUGACCGACUCCUUCAAUCAAAUCAGUCAAGAUAAUGACCCAGGUUGUUCACCCUAAAUAUCGACAUUAUGUAGUACUUAUUUCAUUUCUAGAGAGGAUAUGCACUAAUCUUUGCGUUUUUUUUUAAAAAACAAAGGAGACUGUCAAUAUGUAUUUUUCAUCAGUAUAUUUUUGCUGUCACAGUUUUCAUAAACUGUUGCAUUAUAUGUACUUGUGUGCUGCUAUUCAACAGUUUUGCUUUUUAGACUUGUCAAAAGCCUUUUCAUUUUGUUUUGUUUUUAUUCGCUUCUUAUUAGAACAGUUCGUAUAUGUGUUCUGCAUACUUUCUCAUUAAUUUUCAUAAAGUAUCACACAAACUGCGCACAUCACAGUAAUCAAAUCUUCUUCUACAUCUUUGUUUGUUUGUGUUUUUUUCUCUUACCCUCUUUUUUUUGUUAUACCCUCCAUUUCUCUUUUCCUAGAAUUGUCUAUCCAAUAUGUUUCUUUUUGCGUUUUUUUUAAAGAAAAAAAGACAAUAUGCAAUUGUAUUUGUUUCUCUUCUUUUUCUUUUUUCUUUUCUUUGAUUUGAUGUGUGUACUAGCUCUGUAUUUUGACAUGGUUACGUAGAGGAAGAAAGAAAGCAAGUGGAAAAUUUUUUUUCUCUCAAAAAAAGUGUUUAUUCUCCCGAUGAUUCUUGAAUAUUCUUACAUAUGGUAAAUUGUGUUAACUUCAUUUACAUAUAUGUGGACCAUUUUAGUUAAAUAAGAAAAAAAAUGAAUGUAAUCUAUAAUAUCCAAAAAAUAUAUGCAUAUAUAGACAAACAG